ACUUGGCAAGGGGAGACCCGGUUGCCGCGCCGGCUUCAGCGACCCUUUUGGCCGCAAACACGUUGUCGUAAUUACUACAAAACAAAAACCUCACAUUUUAAGUUUAACUAAUUCAUUCAUUUAUUCAUCAAAAUUAGUACUAUUACUACUAAUCUCAGUAAUUAAACCCUGCCCUCACCAAUUAACAUCAAUAAUCAAUAAUCCAAAAUUAAGCACCCCUCCCCCCCAAAGUUCUGAUCUUUUGCUCCAACUCCAAGAAAAGCCAUUCAUAAGGAACCCCUUCAAUGUCCAUUCCCAAGCACCCUCCUUUUCUUUCUUUCUUUUGCAUGCUUGCUCUUCUUCUAUUUUGUCCUCGUCCUUUCCUACUGAAACUUGAAAAGGAAAAUCUUUUUCAAUGACGAAGGAGAGGCUAUGAUUAUGAAGUACUACUGCUAUUUAUCACGCUCUAUGCUUUGCAAAAGCAGGUUUUUUUAGAAGCCAUUUUGUUUUGUUCUGUCAUUUUCACUGCUGUGAAUCAACGCCAGAGGUGGGAUUCUCUUUAUUGUUUGUUUCAAGUGAUAAACUCACGGGAUAUCCAUCGCCUGCUGUAUGCCUCCUUCUUAACCAUCUUCACACUCUUUUCCUUUGUUUAAAUUCGUUCUUCUAUUCUACCUAGCUAGUUGUUUUCUGGGUUUGCUUUGUAUUUGCAUUUGCAAUAUUCGGGUUAAACAAAAUGAGUCAACUCAGUGUGAUAUUGCAGGAAUCGUUGCAGACGGAGAGGAAAGCAAGAACAAUCCUAACAUUUCAGACAGAAGAAAUGGACAGUGUAGAUAGAGAAAGGAGGAGGAGUUUCAAAGAAAGGCUAGGAUUUAAAGUCAUGGGCUGUUGUGGAGCCACCUGGGGUUUCGGGUCAACGACCAUGAGCGUCAGAGAAGACGAUGAAGUUGAGGUUGAAGAACAAGAGCAACAACAGGAACGAGUAGAAGCAACGAAUUCGGAUUAUAAUCCGGAUCCAGAUUGCGUUAAUCCGGCUCCGGUUUCAUCAGCUAUGAAUCUGGCCGCGGCUUUAGCAGCCGAGCGACGUUUUCGGGCAGCGCAAGAAACGGAGGAAGGUAACGUAGGGCCGACAAGUAAUGAGCGGAUUAGAUCGCCCGGGACGCCACUUAGGGUGUCAUUGAUGAGGUUGUUGGAGGAAGCUGACGGCUGCGGCGAGGAGGAGGAGGAGAAAGGUUGCGUGGAGAUGGGGAGUGAUUCAAUGUGCUGCGUGUGCAUGGGGAGGAAGAAAGGUGCGGCGUUUAUCCCAUGUGGACACACUUUUUGCAGGGUGUGUUCGAGGGAACUGUGGUUGAAUCGAGGGUCUUGUCCCCUCUGCAACCGUUCAAUCCUCGAGAUUCUUGACAUUUUCUAAGGAUCAGUCAGUCUACCCUCUUCCCUCCCCGACGAUUAUUAUGAUGAUGGUGAUGGUGAACGGAUGAUGAUGAUGAUGAUGAUGGUGAUGGGGCCUGGAUAUCAUCAGAUAUUAGAGGAUGAUGCUGAUAAGGGAAUUUACUUUAUUACAGGAAAGGGAUAUUCUAUUCUAUAUCACUGCUUACUUAAAAUUUGAAAGUCUUAUUAUGGUUUUUUCCCAAUAUGCUACUAUUA
Messenger RNA from Durio zibethinus, 1620 nucleotides. RefSeq lists its product as uncharacterized. NCBI's taxonomy places the organism in Eukaryota, Viridiplantae, Streptophyta, Magnoliopsida, Malvales, Malvaceae. The record is from RefSeq and is a predicted model, not a curated record.